Messenger RNA from Schistosoma margrebowiei, 1578 nucleotides. The record is from the annotation of a GenBank genome assembly. NCBI's taxonomy places the organism in Eukaryota, Metazoa, Platyhelminthes, Trematoda, Strigeidida, Schistosomatidae.
AUUUGAAGUGUUGGGCCUCGGGAAUCGUUGGCAACUUUUUGAAAUGAGACUUCUAGUUUGCCGGUCAUGCAUUACUGCCUUGCGAUCAUUUAGUAAUGGAGCCUCGAAACGAACGCCCCUUUAUGAUUUUCAUAUUUCACAUAAAGCCAAAAUGAUUGAUUUCUGCAAUUUUCUUAUGCCAUUACACUACUCAGACCAAAGCAUCAUUGAUAGUCAUCAAUUCGUGCGUCAACAUUGCGGUCUUUUUGAUGUUUCCCAUAUGUUGCAAGCAAGUUAACCUGUUUACAUUUAUCUACAACAGAUGCAAGUUUCUGGAAAGGACAGAGUUAGCUUCUUAGAAUCCCUCACUUGUGCUGAUAUUGAGGGAUUACCUAUUUCAUCUGGAACUCUCUCUGUAUUUUUGUUAAGUAGCGGCGGAAUACUAGAUGAUACUAUUAUAUUAAAAUGCAAAGAACCUUAUUUGUAUGUCGUUUCAAAUGCAGCAUGUUCAUCAAAGAUUAAAAAUCAUGUUACAAAAAUGAUGACUAAAGACGUAAAUGACGGUAAAGAAAUAAACAUUAAAGUUCUAAACCAUUCUCUCUUAGCACUGCAAGGACCAGAUGCAUAUUCAGUUAUCCGUGCAGGUAUCUCAUCUACUAGUAUAAGAAACUUUGAGAAUCUUUUUUUUAUGGAAAGUAUGCUCAUUGAUUCAUUCUACGGUCUGAAUACUCCUGAUGGUGAUAUUCGUUUAACACGUUGCGGAUACACAGGUGAAGAUGGUUACGAAAUCAGUAUCCCACCAGAAAUAGCAAUCCCGAUUGCUGAGGUUCUGGUAAAAAACCCUUCUGUAAAACCUAUUGGGUUAGCUGCUCGUGAUACCUUGAGAUUGGAAGCUGGUUUGUGUUUAUAUGGAAGCGACAUAUCGGAAGAAACAACUCCAGUUGAAGCUUCUCUUUCAUGGCUUAUUUCAAAACGAAGGCGUUUGUGUAAAGACCCGAAAUUUCCUGGUUGCUCAAUUAUAACUGAUCAAUUGAAAAAUAGAAGUGCAUUAAAAAAUAAACGAAUCGGUUUGAUUUGUGAAUCAGGUCCACCAGCAAGAAAUGGUGCAAAAAUCUUUGAUCAAUCUUUGCAACUGGAAAUAGGUGUCAUUACAAGUGGUUGUUUUUCACCUACAUUAAGUAAGAAUAUUGCAAUGGCUUAUGUAAAAUCUGAAUAUUGUGAAAAUGAUCGACAACUUUUUGUACAAAUUCGUCAAAAAUUCUAUCCAUAUACCGUUACAAAAAUGCCAUUCGUUGCAACUAAAUAUGUUAGACGAUCUUAAUAAUUAUAGGGCUUAUUAAUAUUUUGUAUUUGUUUUGAUAUUCCUCGUUUGUUUAUUUAUUUUAAAUAGUUAAUGAUUUUUAAAAAUCUUUUCUGUUCUUAUUAAACUCGUAGCUUAUUUCCAACAAUACUGCUAGAUGUGUAUAUUUUCUAAUGACUUCUAAAGUUAGUGUCUCUUCGUUUAGCUUAUAUUGUUGAAUGAAAAAAUAUUAACUUGAUAAAUUUAAUCUAUUCAAUGUUUUAAAUUUUCGAAAUAAUUUAAUCAAAACAUAUCAUUUG